Molecule: messenger RNA, 1287 nt
Organism: Sporothrix schenckii 1099-18
Lineage: Eukaryota; Fungi; Ascomycota; Sordariomycetes; Ophiostomatales; Ophiostomataceae
Exons: 1
Coding region: 1-1287 (428 amino acids)
Biological process (GO): carbohydrate metabolic process
Molecular function (GO): hydrolase activity, hydrolyzing O-glycosyl compounds
Source: RefSeq, a predicted model, not a curated record
AUGACUCGCCGGAGUCGUAGGCAGCGGCCUACGUCUCUAGCUUCGACGCUUCUCUUUCUUUGUGUCUCGGUAUCCUCCUAUCAAUGUGCAGCCGCCGACGAACCAUUGUCAUCACCACCCGCCCCGGCGCUCGAAACCACCCAUAUUCCCGUCGACGAUGCCAAAUGCGACUGCUUCGUCACCAAUGGCUCCGACACGGCGUACUUUGCGCAUCACGCCUUUUACGACUUCCGCUCCUUGGCACAGUACGAAAGCGUCCCGUCGUUGCUGUCGGACGCAGGAAGCGCGACCAACGCCCCGGCCACGAGCGGCUACUUUACCUCGAGCACGUUUACGUCCUUCUGGCAGUCGCAGAACUGGAACAACAGCGCGGCGAACGCCUCGGUGCUGCGCAUCAACUCGCUCAACAACAUUUACAUUGAGAAGGACGCGGACAACUCGAGCAGCUCGACCUGGCUGACGCUGCGCACCGCCCGCCACGCGGCGUUCCAGUCGGCCGCCGAGAUCGUCACGCAAAACGACACGUUCCAGUAUUUGUCGAUGCGCAUGCUGGCACGUACCAUUGGUGAUCCCGGCGGCUGCAUGGGCAUGUUUACCUACCGCGACGGAUCGCCGUCCCCGGGCGCCAGUGCCGGCAAAGCCGCCCCGGGAAAGGACGUCGUCCUCCAGGAAGUCGACCUCGAGGUCCUCACAAAAUACCCCCGCGACCACGUCCAGUGCACCAACCAGCCGUCGCUCGACGACAAGGGCGAAAUCAUUGAAGCGGCGACGCAGAACGUGACGCUGCCCGACGGCCUGGGCUGGGACGACUGGGCCGUCUACCGGCUGGACUGGACGCCGCGCCAGAGCACGUGGUACGUCAACGGCCAGCAGAUUGCCAACAUUUCGUUCCAGACGCCGCGGGACCCGACGAGCAUCCACCUCAACGCCUGGAGCGACGGCAGCAAGUGGACGGGCACCAUGGCGCCCGGCACCCAGGCACACUUGCAGAUCCAGUGGUGGGAGGUGCUGUACAAUGCGACGGCAACGAAUGCGCCCGCGGUGAAAGACACGAGCAGCGGAGGUGGGAGCUGCAGCGCAGUCUGCAGCAUCGACGACGGCAAUGCACCGGGCCAGGCGGUGUUGGUCUGGGGAACCGCCAGUAGUGGCGGUGACAGCGGCGGUGGAAGCAAUGGAACCAAGAAUGGAGCUCCGGAUCGGCUGAUGCCAUCAUGGGGAGGGAGUCCGGUGUUCUGGAUGCCUUUGCUGUCGGCUCUGUUUGUGCUUUACCCUGUCGUGUCUCGGUGA